Messenger RNA from Hibiscus syriacus, 3429 nucleotides. RefSeq lists its product as uncharacterized. Gene Ontology annotation, biological process: cortical microtubule organization. Lineage: Eukaryota; Viridiplantae; Streptophyta; Magnoliopsida; Malvales; Malvaceae. The coding region runs from base 192 to 3413 and encodes 1073 amino acids. The transcript is spliced from 7 exons. The record is from RefSeq and is a predicted model, not a curated record. Gene Ontology annotation, cellular component: cortical microtubule.
AUUUUGUAUCAAGCAUUCUAUUUCGAGAAACAGGCAUUACACCUUUUUUUUUCAGUUAUUUUGAAGUUGCUUGGAUGAAACACGAAAAGGGGCAAGUUGGGAGUAAAUUAUGGGACAAGAUUGCUGGUUAAUUACUAGAUUGUUGGGGGAUUGUUGUGAUUGUUUCAGUAGGGUCGAUUAGGGCAGCAGAGAUGCCUCCUUCUCCAGCAUUUAGACACUCUCCACGGAAGGAACUGAGAGGGGAAACCCACAAAAGAUGGCGUAGUUUGGAGGGCGGGUUGUAUGUACAAGAAAAAGAUGACGACCUUGCAUUGUUCAAUGAUAUGCAGUCCAAAGAAAGGGAAUAUUUUUUGCUUCAGUCCUCGGAUGACUUGGAAGACUCAUUUUCUACAAAACUGAAAUAUUUUUCAGAUUUCAAGCUUGGAAUAUCUGUUCCUGUUCGAGGGGAGACUAGUGAACUCCUUGUUGCAGAUGAAGAGAAAAAUGACUAUGAAUGGUUAUUAACUCCACCUGACACCCCCCUUUUUCCUUCGUUGGAUGAUGAGCAACCUCCAGCUAACAUUGCUCGUAGGGGUAGACCUCAGACUCAACCCAUUUCCAUAUCAAGAUCAUCCACAAUGGACAAGAGUUACAGAAGCAGUAGGGGCAGUCCAAGUCCAAAUCGUUUAAGUCCAUCACCUCGGUCUGGGAGUAGCACACUUCAAUCUCGAGGAAGACCAUCUUCAGCACCUCAGUCCAGUCCAAUAAGGCAACCUACUCCAACUCGGAGACAAUCUCCUUCCCCUAGUAAAAGUUCAGCACCCGUUCGAAGGUCUUCUACACCUACUCCUCAAAGGACAAGCACAGAGGGAAGGGGAACAUCUCCUAUGAGGACAAGUAGGGGAAACUCUACAUCACCAAAAAUAAGGGCAUGGCAGUCAAAUAUCCCCGGUUUCUUCUUAGAUACACCGCCCAAUCUUCGUACUUCUCUGGCUGAUCGACCAGCAUCAUAUGUGAGGGUUUCCUCCCCUGCAUCUAGAAAUGGAAGGGAUGCAAGAUUUGGCAGGAAAUCGAUGUCGCCAACUGCCUCUAGAAGUGUCAGCUCAUCUCAUAGUCAUGAUCGGGACCAAGUAAGCUCAUACAGUAAAGGAUCUAUAGCAUCAUCUGGUGAUGAUGAUGUAGACACUCUACAAUCUAUUCCUCUUAGUGGAUCUACCCUUUCUGUUUCAAGGAGGCUUGACACAUACACAAAUAACAAGGGGCCAACCCCCUUUAACAAGAAAUCAGCUAGAGUGUUUUCACCAAGUUCUGCUCCAAAUCAUUCCUUUGAUUCUGCUCUUCGCCAAAUGGAUCAUCGGAAGAGUCCUCCAAAUAUGUUCAGACCUCUAUUAUCUAGUGUUCCAAGUACCACUUAUUUUGUUGGGAAGGGCAGUUCUGCACAUCCUUCUUUGAUGUCAAAGAAUUCAUCUGUUGCCACCAGCCGUAAUGCAAAUUCUGAUCAAGGUACAAGUACUUUGUUUGAUACUGAAGGAAGCGACCAAUAUGAUGACAUGGCAAGUGAAUGCAGAAGGGGACCUUAUGUCAGUGUUCUAGAAGAGGUUUUUGCCUUCGAUAAGAUGGAUGUAGUAAACCAGGAUGCUAGCUAUGAAAGAUGUAAUAUUCUUGUUGAAGAUGCUGAUAGAGACUCUGCAAUGCAAUGUGACCGAGGCCACUCUGAGGAGUUAAGUCACCAUGGUCUUGAAGUGGAAAUGAGUUCAAAUUCUGAUGCUCUGUGUGACAGGGGAGACCUUUCAGAAGUUGAUAGUUUUGAGAAUGCAAAAAUUUGUUCUAAAUGUGGUUGCAGGUAUCGUGUUAUUGAGCAGGUUGAAGAAGAAAUCAGUCUUUGCACAGAUUGCAGUAGGCAACAUGAUGUAAUCGCUGGUGACAUUUCUGAUGCAGUGAAUUACCCAGGGUUGUCUAUGAGAAUUUCUGAAGAGGAUAAACCCUUUCUCGGAUUGUCUGGUUCACCAUUGCAAGUUACUGAUGCACAGUUGAAUUACUCUGAUGAACAUUCUGGUUUGAAGGUUAAUACAUCAGAAGUUGUAGGUAUUUCAGUGCUGUUAAAGAGGUCAGGCAGUAGCAAGGGGCCUGUUGUUCUAGGUAGGACCUUUGCUACCCUUCCAUCAGAAGAUUUUUCUUAUGCAAGAGACAGUUCUAACAGUUAUAGAAGCUCUGUUGGACAUGGAAGUGUCUCUGCAUCAUCCUCUGUCGAAUUGGGCUCAUGUAGGCAAACAGAUACAUGUGUACAAUUGAAUGGUAGAAAAUCUGAGUUGCAGAAUUACAGAUAUGACGUGAAUGCAAAGCCUCAAAGCUUUACUUUGUCUCGAAGUUCAAGCAAUAAUUACCAAGCUUUAAGUCUUGCAUCUAGUAUGAAUGAUGAAAACUUUGAGGGUUCUGUUCGUAGUCUGAAAUUUGAGGAGGCAGAGGAAAUAGCUGGAGUUUCUCUAGCCAAAGCUUCAGAAAAUUCAGAGGCAGAUUCAUCAUUCCCUGCUGCUGCCGUUCCCAAAACUGAUGGUAUUGAGUGGAAUGAAAGUACGCAAGUAACUGAUACUUCAACCUCUGGGCCAUCAGAGGACAAUACAGCAGCACCAUUUCAUCCCAAUGACUAUAGUGUUUCAUAUGAAAAUGGAGAUAACUUACCAAGUAAUGCCAGGAUAGCCUCAAGUGUUGAAGCAUUAGCCACCACUCUGGAUCCUACUCUUGAAGAACAUGGUAUGCGAAAUGAUACUCCUGAUGGUAUAGAUGCUAUUGAGGCUGCUGGCCACAGCUCUUUGACUACAAUCUCAGAAAUUGAAAUUGAUAAUUCUUGUCGGAGUUCCUGCAGUUCAGAACUUGAUGGCUUGCCUCCAAAUUCGGGGAAGGAAAAGAAGAUAUCCUUGGAUCUUUUAGAUGUUAUACCUUUAAGUGUGGAUGUUACUGCUUCUGUUGAGGAGCAUAAUAUCUCAGAUCACGCAGAUGGUGUUUUAGAGGAAUCAACUGUCUUGGUAGAAUGUCGUGGAGGAAGUAAGGCCCGAAGCCUGACACUUGAAGAAGCAAUGGACACAAUACUUUUCUGUAGUUCCAUUAUCCAUGAUCUUGCCUACGAGGCUGCAAGCAUUGCCAUUGAAACUGAAAGUUCAGUGCCAUUGGAAGGUUCUAGGCCAACUGUGACGAUCUUGGGGAAAUCCACUUCUGACAGGAAAGACCUACGGGGGCGAACUGUUGGUAGAUGGACUUCGAAAUCUCAUAAAGUCAGGCACAGGCAGGUAGAAACUGGUGUAAAAUCCAUUCCUACCGAGACUGUAAAUGACGAAAAUGCCUAUGAACCUUCAAAUCACAAUGUUGAUAUUCCUACUAAGAUGGACAGUAUGAACCCUCCAAAGCUAGAAUCCAAGUGUAACUGCUCUAUAAUGUGAGAAAGUUUUUCAGUCA